CGUAAUAUAGUAUAAUAUGUCCUCGGACGGUUUAGUUGCAAAAUCGGGUCUAAAAUCGGGUGGGCAGGCAAAAUCGGGUGGGGUGACCCGAUUUUAGACCCGAUUUUAGACCCGAUUUUGGCGCAACUAAAACCCACUAGUAUAUCAGGAAAAGUUCCUUGAACUCCAGUACGUGUACGACAAGGAAGUUACGAUACAUCGCGUGUACGAAAGCGUAAUGGCGUUGAAGUCGCGUCUCGAGCCUUGUUCCCAAACGAACGCACUGCCGUUGCCGCAUCCCAUACAUAAAUUUACGUUGAUGAGGCCGGGGAAAAUAAGUUUGAUAUGUGGAAAAACGACGAAGAUCAAGAGCUUGAUCGAAUCACAGAUGACAGCCAAUUACAUCCCGACGUCCGCGCAAUGAAAUUUGGGAUGCUCCAAGAUUUACGUACGCGUUGCGAAGAAAACUCCGACCUUGUACCAACUCUGAACUUGAAGGGCAAGGUUCAGAUGUGCACAGACAACCAGUUGGUCGCUACGUGGCUGACGCCGCGCGGUAAUAGUAAAUUCCGGCCAAGAAAAGUUACUGAUGAGGCAUCCAGCGAAGACCGAAAGAAGUUCGCGAAGCACGCGUCCGAAGAGUACGUCGAGCGAGCGGAAAAGACCUUAAAAACUCUCCUCAAGAAAGUCGUCGAGAGUCAACACGCCAAAGACCAAGAGAAAUCUCAACGUGAGUCACGCGUCUCCUCGGUGAAAAAAGAUGCGUCAUCGACUGACGAGCCGGCCUUCAAGAAACAAAAACUCGACCCGACGUCAACGUAUGGCGAUACGGACUCAGACGAGGAAGAUGCUUGCGAUGUAGUUCACACGGAGCGAGCGGACAUCGAGCAGAGGUUGGCCGCCGCUCAUACGGAAAUGGAAAGAUUCAAGGCGCACGCGUUCAAUCGUCAAGUCAAGGAUGAGACGAGAACCUCUGAAGGACUCCUAAGCUGGUGGCAAGUCGAGGGAAUAGCGUUUCCACUUUUGCGAGAAGUCGCACGAAACAUAUUCAGCUUGCCCGCGUCAAGCGCUUCUUCAGAACGUGCUUUUAGCGCCGCGGGGCAAGUAGUAACGCACAAGCGAAAGAUGCUCGACAAAGCAAGAGUGAACAAGCUUAUGGUCGUCAAACGAAAUGCGAACUUCGUGACGAAGGCAGAAGUACUGAAAUGUAUACCUUGAAAAGUGAAUGCGUUGUGCGUUUGUUCGCUAAAAGCCGCUAAAAGCCGCUAUGUCGUGCGUUUGAUCUAUCGUCAACGUGAACUUUGUGAUGAGCUUUCGGUGUCACGAACGCGUUGAUCACGGAAACGAGUUAAACUAUGUUUGAUAUACUGUAUGUUUGUUUGUCAUUUUUGUGUUUGAAUUAUUGAUAUGAUAAGAAAAGAAUAAGGAAACUAUUCAAACG
Molecule: messenger RNA, 1420 nt
Organism: Micromonas pusilla CCMP1545
Lineage: Eukaryota; Viridiplantae; Chlorophyta; Mamiellophyceae; Mamiellales; Mamiellaceae
Product: transposase
Exons: 1
Coding region: 325-1197 (290 amino acids)
Biological process (GO): regulation of transcription by RNA polymerase II
Cellular component (GO): nucleus
Molecular function (GO): protein dimerization activity
Source: RefSeq, a predicted model, not a curated record